UUGUUAUUGAAUAUGAAAUAAGUCAAACAUUGAGCUAAAUAUCUAAUGUGAUAAUAUUAUUGUAUUAUAUCAUAUGAUUAACUAAUAUGAAUAAGGUAAAACAAGGAAAUUUUGUUACUUUAUAUAAAUGUCGUGUGUGUUUAGACGAUGUUGAAAGACUGUAUCCUUUGGAAGGGCCAAUUGCAAAUUGUGAUGUAGAUAUUGCUACUAUGAUUACUUACUGCACUUCUAUAGAGAUUGAUUUAAAUGAUGAUUUACCUCAUGGAGUUUGUGUACCAUGCUUCAGAACUAUAAGGAUAGCAUACAAUUUUAUUCUACAAUUUAGAGAAAAUAAUCUUCAGUUACUUAAAGAAAAAUCUUCCUUAGCAUCAGUAAAUGAAGAUGAAUAUGAUUAUGAGGAAAAUGAUUAUGAAACUCAAGUGGUUGAUACUGAAGGUAACCCAGAUGAAAUUGAAUUAUAUUGUGAACCACUUAAUAGUGAUGAUGACUCAAAAUCCUUUCUUGAAUCAACGGAGAUACAUUUAGAAGCCAUUAACUAUGAUGUUUCUGGAGAUCAGGAAUUAACAGAACAAAAUUUAGUGGAAUAUGAUCAACAGGAGGUAGAGAUGGAAAAUAUGAAUUUUUUAGUUGAUAGUUUAGAAACAAUUCCAGAUACAUCUACAAAUAUCCAAAAUGCCACCACUAUUAAGACAAUUAAAACAUCUAUGUCUUCUGAUAUUAAGCAACCCCAAACAGCAACUAGAAGAAAAAUCAAAGUCCAGUUUGCUUGUCCUGUAUGUCCCAAAGCAUAUUUUGUAAAUUUUGAAACUGGAUUUGUUUCUCACAUGUCUUUACAUUCUGGACAAUUCCCUUGUAAUAUUUGUACAGAGAGUGAAACUUUAUAUACUUCUGAUUCUUUUCUUAAUCAUUUUAUGCAGUUUCACAGAUACCAAUGUCCUUAUUGUAGGAAGAGUUACAAUAAGGCAGGAACUUUGGGGGCUCACAUUAAGUUACAUUAUAAAAUAAGAUAUCAUUGUAGUCAUAACGGUUGCAACAAAUCAUUUCCCACUCAAUGGGGUCUUAAAAAACAUGUAGCUGUUCAUUCAGAUUCCUGUGCGUAUUCAUGUGCCGAAUGUAAUAAACAGUUUAAAACAUAUGACACUUAUAUGUACCAUCAGAAGAAACAUGGUGGUAGAAAGUUUCUUUGUAUGUGCUGUGGUAGAACAUUCCUCCAGUCGGUACAUUUGAAGUAUCACAUGCAACAACACACUGGGAUUAAACAGUUUAAAUGUAAUUUGUGUGUAAAGAGUUACACGUCUUCAUCUCAGCUUAAGAAACAUAAAAGACGACAUCAUCCCGAUCAAAUUGAAACAAGCGAGAUAAAGCCAUACAUUGUAGAUCUUUUGUAGAUACUUUGUGAAUUUUAUUUUAGGAUAAUGAUAA
This is a messenger RNA of Diabrotica balteata, 1422 nucleotides long. NCBI's taxonomy places the organism in Eukaryota, Metazoa, Arthropoda, Insecta, Coleoptera, Chrysomelidae. The record is from the annotation of a GenBank genome assembly.